UGUCAUGGUGUCACAAGAUCCCCAAGGCCAGGGCAGGGGAUCGGCCAACGUAGGGGAGUCAGGACAUCAGCGGACCCUCUCCAGAAGAGGAGGCAGGCAGACCUCCGUCCCUCUGGGGACCUGACUCAGGCUACUCCCCCCGCCUGCUGCCUUCAGCGCGGGCGCUAAGACCCAGCAGACGCGCCGGCGAGGCCUUGCGCCCUCCGGUCCGGCUGGCAGCCUUCUCGCUCCGAGAGCCGACGGCACGGAGGGGGCAUGGGGUGGGCGGCGUGCGGGCUCCUGUGGCUGCUACUGGGCAGCGCCGGGGCGCAGUACGAGAAGUACAGCUUCCGGGGCUUCCCGCCCGAAGACCUGAUGCCUCUGGCCGCGGCCUACGGACACGCGCUGGAGCAGUACGAGGGCGAGAGCUGGCGCGAGAGCGCGCGCUACCUGGAGGCGGCUCUGCGGCUGCACCGGCUGCUGCGGGACAGCGAGGCCUUCUGCCACGCCAACUGCAGCGGCCAGGCGCAACCGGGGGCCUCGCACCCCGCGCCCAGCCCCGACAGCGGGCGCGGCGACGAGUGGGCCCGCGAGCUGCAGCUCUUCGGCCUCGUUCUGGAGCGCGCCGCCUGCCUGCGGCGCUGCAAGCGGACGCUGCCCGCCUUCCAGGUGCCCUACCCGCCGCGGCAGCUGCUCCGCGACUUCCAGAGCCGCAUGCCCUACCAGUAUCUGCACUACGCGCUGUUCAAGGCUAACCGGCUGGAGAAGGCGGUGUCCGCGGCCUACACCUUCCUCCAGCGCAAUCCGAAGCACGAGCUAACCGCCAAGUAUCUCAACUAUUACCGGGGGCUGCUGGACGCCGCAGAGGAGCCCCUCACGGACCUGGAGGCCCAGCCCUACGAGGCCGUGUUUCUCCGGGCCGUGAAGCUCUACAACAGCGGGGAUUUCCGAAGCAGCAUCGAGGACAUGGAGCGGGCCCUGGCUGAGUACCUAGCUGUCUUUGCCCGAUGUCUGGCCGGCUGCGAGGGGGCUCAGGAGCAGGUGGACUUCAAAGACUUCUACCCAGCCAUCGCAGAUCUCUUUGCAGAAUCCCUGCAGUGCAAGGUGGACUGUGAGGCCAACCUGACCCCCAACGUGGGUGGCUACUUCGUGGAAAAGUUCGUGGCCACCAUGUACCACUACUUGCAAUUUGCCUACUAUAAGUUGAAUGACGUGCGCCAGGCCGCCCGCAGCGCUGCCAGCUAUAUGCUCUUUGAUCCUGAAGACAGCGUCAUGCAGCAGAAUUUGGUGUAUUACCGCUUCCACCGGGCUCGCUGGGGGCUGGAGGAGGAGGAUUUCCAGCCCCGGGAGGAAGCCAUGCUCUACCACAAUCAGACUGCUGAACUGCAGGAGCUGCUGGAAUUUGCACACAUGUACCUGCAGUCAGAUGAUGAGAUGGUGCUGGAGGAGGCAGAGCCACCCAUGGAGCCUGAGGACUCCCCACCUGACACUGAGUUUGAGGGGGAGGGUGACUAUGAGGAAGGUCUCUAUGCUGAUUGGUGGCAGGAACCGGAUGCCAAGGGCGACGAGGCUGAGGCUGAGCCAGAGCCUGAACUGGCAUGAGAAGGGGGCUGCCCCUGCACCUCUCAAGAGCUUGAGAAGCCUGAGCCCAAUGGCGUCGCCCCUCCUCCAGCCUGGGCAGCAGUAGCAGCUAUUUAUUAAAAAUUUAAAAUGGACACAGCUGCCCGGCCCCCACCCCGUCCUGCCUGUGAGUGUGGCCUCCCCAGGCCCCAUCCUGCCUCUGGACCACAGGAUGGUGGUGGUGCUACAGGCCAGCAGUGGGCUAAUGGGGGCCACCUGUCUCCUGAGGAGAAGGUUCCAGAUCCUGGUGGUUGGCAUCUUACCCCAAAUUGCAGAGACAGCAGGGGGCCGCUGGGGCCGAGGAAGAGCACUGGACCUGGAGUCCAGAGGCUCCUGGUGCACUGGCAGUGGGUGCUCAAUAAACCUUUGUUGUUGAGUGA
Messenger RNA from Loxodonta africana (African savanna elephant), 1979 nucleotides. RefSeq names its product prolyl 3-hydroxylase family member 4 (inactive) (gene P3H4). Bases 256 to 1581 code for a protein of 441 amino acids. NCBI's taxonomy places the organism in Eukaryota, Metazoa, Chordata, Mammalia, Proboscidea, Elephantidae. Gene Ontology annotation, molecular function: collagen binding; protein binding. The record is from RefSeq and is a predicted model, not a curated record. The transcript is spliced from 8 exons. Gene Ontology annotation, cellular component: endoplasmic reticulum. Gene Ontology annotation, biological process: collagen fibril organization; peptidyl-lysine hydroxylation.